Molecule: messenger RNA, 1926 nt
Organism: Homarus americanus (American lobster)
Lineage: Eukaryota; Metazoa; Arthropoda; Malacostraca; Decapoda; Nephropidae
Product: keratin-associated protein 10-4-like
Exons: 6
Coding region: 1-1926 (641 amino acids)
Source: RefSeq, a predicted model, not a curated record
AUGUUGUCCCCAAGUGUUGUCCCAAGUGUUGAUACAGGUGUUACAAGUAUUGUCCCCAAGUGUUGUCUAGUGUUGUCCCAAGUGUUGUCUGAUAUUUGUCCAAGUGUUGUCCAAAGUGUUGUCCAAGUGUUGUCCCAAAGUGUUGUCCCCAGUGUUGAUACUAAGUGUUGUCCCCAAGUGUUGAUGCAAGUAUUGUCUCCAAGUAUUGUCCCCAAGUGUUUGUCCCAAGUAUUGUCAAGUGUUGUCCCCAAGUGUUGUCUGAGUGUUGUCCCCAAGUGUGUCCCCAAGUGUUGUCCCCAAGUGUUGUCCCCAAGUGUUGUCCCAAGUGUUGUCCCAAGUAUUGUCCCCAAGUGUUGUCCCAAGUGUGUCCCCAAGUGUUGUCUCAAGUGUUGUCCCCAAGUGUUGUCCCAAGUGUUGUCAUAUAUUGUCUCCAAGUGUUGUCCCCAAGUGUUGUCUGAUAUUGUCCCCAAGUGUUGUCCCCAAGUGUUGUUCCCCAGUAUUGUCCCCAAGUAUGUGUCCCCAAGUGUUGUCCCCAGUAUUGUCCCCAAGUGUUGUCCCCAAGUGUUAUCUCAAGUGUUGUCCCCAAGUGUUAUAUUGUCCCCAAGUGUUGUCCCCAAUAUUGUCCCCAAGUAUUGUCCCCCAAGUGUUGUCCCCAAGUAUUGUCCAAGUGUUGUCCCCAAGUAUUGUCCCCCAAGUGUUGUCCCCAAGUAUUGUCCCCAAUAUUGCCCCCCUAUUGUCCCAAGUGUUGAUCCAAGUGUUGUCGUCCCCAAGUAUUGUCCCCAAGUCAUUUGUCCCCAAGUGUGUCCCCAAGUGUUGCUCCAAGUGUUGUCUAGUGUUGCCCAUGUGUUGUCCAAGUGUUGUCCAAUGUUGCUAAGUGUUGUCCCCAAGUAUUCUAAAGUGUUGUCCCCAUGUGUCCCCAAGUGUUGUCCCCAAGUAUUGUACAAGUAUUGUGUCCCCCAAGUGUUGUCCCCAAGUGUUGUACAGGUGUUGUCCCCAAGUGUUGUCCCCAUGUUGUCUAAGUGUUGUCCCCAAGUGUUGUCUGAUUGUCCCAAAGUGUUGUCCCCAUGUGUUGUCCUGGUGUUUAUACGCAAGUAUUGUCCCCAAAGUGUUAUCCAAGUGUUGUCCCCAAGUAUUGUCCCCAAGUGUUGUCCCCAAGUAUUGUCCCCAAGUGUUGUCCCCCAAGUAUUGUCCCCAAAUGUGUCCCCAAGUAUUGUCCCCCAAGUGUUGUCUAGGGUUGUACAAUGUUGUCCCCAAGUGUUGUCCCCAAGUGUGUCCCCAAGUGUUGUCCCCAUGUACAAGUGUUGUCUAAGUGUGUCCCCAAUGUGUCCCCAAGUAUUGUCCCCAAAUGUGUCAAGGGUUGUCCCCAAGUGUUGUCCCCAAGUGUUGUCCCCAUGUAUUGUCCCCAAGUGUUGUCCCCAAGUAUUGUCCCCAAGUAUUGUCCCAAAUGUUGUCCCCAAGGGUUGUCCCCAAGUGUUGUCCAAGUAUUGUCCCAAGUGUUGUCUGUAUUGUCCCAAGUGUUGCCCCAAGUGUUGUCCCCCAGGUUUGUCCCCAAGUGUGUCCCCGUGUGUCCCCAAGUAUUGUCCCGAUAUUGUCCCAAGUGUGUCCCAAGUAUUGUCCCAAGUGUUGUCCAAUGUGUCUAGUGUUGUCCCCAAGUAUUGUCCCAAUAUUGUCCCAAGUGUUGUCACCAAGUGUUGUCCCCCAAGUGUUGUCCCCAAGUGUUGUCCCCAAGUGUUGUCCCCAGUAGUGUUGUCUGAAAUGUGUCACAAGUUGUCCCCAAGUGUUGUCCCCCAAGUGUUGCCCCCAUGUGUCCCCAAAUGUGUCCCCAAGUGUUGUCCCCAAGUGUUGUCCCCAAGUAUUGUCCCAAGUAUUGUCACCGUGUGUCCCCAAGUGUUGUCUGCAAGUGUUGUCCCCAAGUGUUGUCCCUGA